Messenger RNA from Megalops cyprinoides (Indo-Pacific tarpon), 1116 nucleotides. RefSeq names its product HD domain containing 2 (gene hddc2). The record is from RefSeq and is a predicted model, not a curated record. The coding region runs from base 7 to 657 and encodes 216 amino acids. Gene Ontology annotation, molecular function: 5'-deoxynucleotidase activity. The transcript has 6 exons. Gene Ontology annotation, cellular component: cytoplasm. NCBI's taxonomy places the organism in Eukaryota, Metazoa, Chordata, Actinopteri, Elopiformes, Megalopidae.
GGAGUGAUGGCUGCAGACACGCAGACUUACAAAAUGAAGAAUAUGCUGCAGUUUAUGAAACUCAUUGGGCAGUUAAAACGAGUACCACGGACAGGCUGGGUUUACAGAAAUGUGAAACAACCGGAAAGCGUGUCAGACCACAUGUACAGAAUGUCGAUGAUGGCAUUAACUAUAACAGACAGCAACAUCAACAAGGACAGGUGUAUGAAGUUGGCCUUGAUUCAUGACAUGGCAGAGUGUAUUGUGGGUGACAUUGCCCCUGCAGAUAACAUAAGCAAAGCCGAGAAGCACAGAAGAGAAGAGGAGGCCAUGAAGCACCUGACUGGGAUGCUGCAGGAAGGUUUGAGGAAAGAAAUUUAUGAUCUGUGGGAAGAGUAUGAGCAUCAGUCGAGUGCAGAGGCGCGGCUGGUGAAGGAGCUGGACCAGCUGGAGAUGAUCCUACAAGCUCAUGAGUACGAGGAGCUGGAGCAGACACCUGGCAGGCUGCAGGAAUUCUUUGAUUCCACACAAGGCAGAUUCCACCACCCAGAGGUCCUUCAGCUGGUCAAGAGUUUGAAUGACGAAAGAGCUGGUCAUCUGGCUACAGGCAGCAAAGACCCUUCUGCAGUCUGUCAGAGCACAGACACUCAGCCCAGUGGACCUUCGGGUACCUCGUGACCUCCACACCCCUCCCCUCUUUCCUCGUGUCUUUGGAGGGAGGCUCUUUUUUUUUUUUUUUAAACACUUACUUAUCGCAGUGUUUUUAACUGUUGGGGCACAGUUGCGUCCCAUGGGUUCCCGGGGUGAGGAGUCAAAUGCCAGGAGUCAUUGCGCAGAAUUUGAAAAGUACUCCCAAAGUAAGCUUACAUAGCUGUAAAUAUCCUGAGUUGUAAGUACUACCUCCUUUUAAAUUGUUUUGAUUUUAAUGGAUCACUGCUUUAGUGUCUGACUUUACAUGGGGUCAAGAGCUCCUCCAAGUACAAGGCAACAUACUCCAUCUUUGUAUAUGUUCCAGGAAGGACAUGGUUCAGCAUUUCAAGUAUUACAUGUUGACAUGUUAGUGUUAAUAUUAGAAAUGAUAAUGUGAGGUCUCAGUCUGUAAUACACAUGCAGUAUGAAACAGUUACAUAAGUGCAA